GUGAUGAUAGAUAUUGAAAAAUGCAUAUAAUCCGGUUUCUAGAUAUAAACAGCAAUUCAAUUUUUGGUAGUAGGUACCUAGUCAGUGAUAUAACGUCGUAUUCAACAGUGAGCAGCCAAUCUUCACGUGCAAGGCGCACGUGUUCCACAUAGACCCGAAGACCAAGCGAUCGUGGAUGUCGGCUAGCUCCGCCGCAGUGUCAGUCUCCUUCUUCUAUGAUUCCUCGAGGAAUUUAUAUCGUAUCAUCAGUGUCGAAGGCACCAAGGCUGUGAUCAACAGCACCAUAACGGCGAACAUGACCUUCACGAAGACUUCUCAGAAGUUCGGCCAGUGGAGUGACGUCAGGGCGAACACCGUAUACGGCCUGGGUUUCGCUUCGGAAGCAGAGUUGGGCAAGGUCGGUGAGGUCUCUUCGGGUCGGUCGACGCGUGUCACUUUUAAACCGUUUUUAUCUUACAAAAUAUCGUUACAGUUUAUAGAGAAGUUCCAAGAGGUGAAGGAAGCGAUACAAGCCCAGCAAUGUUCGGGCGGCGCCAAGAGCGUGACCAACGGCAACAGCGGCGCCGCCACGCCCGUGGCCAGCGCCACCGCCAGCCCGCUGCUGGCCGCGCGCACGCAGCCCGACGAGCCCGCCUGCGUCUCCCCCGCACAGGCGAAACCGGAAAACGACGAGUUAGCGGUUCACCAGAGAGCUCAUUCGGUGUCAUCGACGCUGCAGGUAAAUUAUUUUCUUUUCCGUUUUCUUAAACUACAUGCCUGUUACUUUAGGUUUAAUUUUUAAUGUUCAAAUAAUGUUUCGUCUACCGUUGACAAAUAAUAAAUGCUUAAAAAUUCACACGUAUUUGAAUAUCGUAAUAAUCUGUAUUAUUAAAGUAUCAUUUGGGGCCCCGAGGACGGUCUAAAUUAAAAUUAAAAUUUAAUGAAAAAGGUUAAAAAUCCACUUCGUCUCGGGCACCCUGAGAUGGGACUCGACCCAUGAUCUUUCGCAAUCCGGGCGACCGCUCUGACCACUGAGCUACCCAGGACCUAACAGGACUGACGAAUCUUUCAAGCGCUCGUUACUAUUUCGCUACUACAGAGCGUAUUUUCAUCAAUGUUCAGACGAUCCAACCGAACAGCUGAAAGAAAUAUUUUUACAAAUUGUAAACUUUCGACAAAGAUGAAAAUUCGUUUUUAUUAUUAUAUUUGAUGAAUUUUGCAUUCACAAUGCUACACUUUGUCCAGGGACAAAGUUUUCAAGCAUUUCUCAUUAAGAAUAUUUUUCAGUGUACCAUUGUGAAUGCAAAAUAGAAGUUUUGCGCACAGAGCAAGACUUCAGGGUGUAGUAGUGUAAUGUGCAGGGCGGGUACGCCACGGUGGGGCGUGCGCCCCGCGCGGGGGGCGGCGUGGGGGGCGGGGGCGGGGGCGGCGCGGGGGGCAACGUGGGGGGCGGCAUGGGGGGCGGGGGCGGGGGCGGCGCGGGGGCGGACGCGCCCGCCGACCCCGACCAGCAGCUGCGCUACGAGAACGACCGCCUCAAGCUGGCCCUCGCGCAGAGGUGAGCGUAUAUUUUCGCACAUUAAGUUAACAAUCAGAUUUUUACUUCAGAAAUAAUGUUCUAUGAGAAAUAGUGUCCGACCGAAGGUCUAUUUUUGACCGAAGCCGAAGCCGAAGCCGAAGCCGAUUAAUCGGCAAUCGCCACGACCUUCGGCAAAAGCCGAAGCCGAAGCCGGUGGUUUAUAAUUUCUCAGUAAUUAAUUUUGUUCAAUAUUGUCUACAAGCUACAAUUAAUAUUAAAAUUAUUUCAAAAUUUCAAUAUU
Messenger RNA from Diatraea saccharalis (sugarcane borer), 1799 nucleotides. The record is from the annotation of a GenBank genome assembly. Lineage: Eukaryota; Metazoa; Arthropoda; Insecta; Lepidoptera; Crambidae.